Suillus subalutaceus is the source of this 1955-nucleotide messenger RNA. RefSeq names its product glycoside hydrolase family 5 protein. Gene Ontology annotation, cellular component: cell surface; extracellular region. The coding region runs from base 222 to 1706 and encodes 494 amino acids. The transcript has 6 exons. Gene Ontology annotation, molecular function: beta-glucosidase activity. Gene Ontology annotation, biological process: glucan catabolic process. The record is from RefSeq and is a predicted model, not a curated record. Lineage: Eukaryota; Fungi; Basidiomycota; Agaricomycetes; Boletales; Suillaceae.
CAGGCUCAGUCGUGGACGCCUCCCCUCAACCAGACUUUCAGCUACGGCACUGAUAAAAUUUUUGGGUAUUUUUUUUUUUCGAUCGUUCCUUGUACCUCCAAUGACACAUCAUUUUUUUCCAGCGUCAAUUUGGGUGGUUGGCUUAAUACGGAACCCGUGACGCACCCGCUCUUUAUCAGAAAUACCCUCAAGCUAUCGAUGAGUGGACGCUGAGCGAAGCCAUGGCCGCUGACACAUCAGCAGGCGGCGGUUUGUCGCAGCUGGAAACGCAUUACCAAACGUUCAUUACCGAACAAGAUUUUGCUGAAAUUGCUGGAGCAGGACUGAACUUCGUCCGCAUUCCCCUUCCAUACUGGGCGAUCGAGGUACGAUCAGGCGAACCGUUCCUCCCCAAGACCUCGUGGACAUAUUUCUUAAAGGCUAUCCAGUGGGCUCGUAAGUAUGGUCUUCGCAUCAACCUCGACUUCCAUGCGCUGCCUGGAAGCCAGAAUGGGUGGAAUCACUCCGGCAAGUUUGGGUCGAUUAACGUUCUUUACGGCCCGAUGGGCAUUGCAAAUGCUCAGCGGUCACUAGACUAUAUUCGGAUUAUUGCGGAGUUCAUCUCUCAGCCUGAUUACAAGGAUGUUGUUCCCAUUUUCGGUAUUACAAACGAGCCUCAAGGGACACCGAUCGGUCAGGAUGCUCUCUCUCGGUACUAUAUGCAGGCAUACAAUGACGUCCGUGAGGCUUCGGGCAUUGGGGAAGGCAAUGGUCCCUUCAUUUCCUACCAUGAUGGAUUCCUCGGUCUUCCUCAAUGGGCUGGCUUUCUUCCGAAUGCUGACCGCAUUGCUCUCGAUGAUCAUCCUUACCUUUGCUUUGACGCCCAGUCUUCUGCCCCUAUGUCAUCUUACGCUCAGACUCCAUGCACUGCCUGGGGUGGCAUGAUGAACACCUCCAUGAGCGCAUUCGGGUUUACAACUGCCGGAGAAUUCAGCAAUGCUGUUACUGACUGUGGUCUUUAUGUGAACGGUGUGGGAGUUGGAACACGUUACGAGGGUACAUACACUCCCGGAACCUGGCCUGUUGUAGGGAACUGCACGACAUGGACGGACUGGCAGAGUUGGAACUCGACCAUGAUAUCAAGCAUUGAGCAAUUUGCCUUGGCCAGCAUGGACGCUUUGCAGAACUGGUUCUUCUGGACAUGGAAAAUCGGAAACUCUUCUACUUCCGGUGUCGUUGAGGCACCGCAAUGGUCGUACCAACUCGGUCUGCAGAAUGGGUGGAUGCCCAAGGACCCUCGCGUUGCAUCAGGAAGUUGCGCAAAUCAAGGCAUAUGGAAUCCUCCUCUCCAGGCAUGGCAAACAGGCGGUGCAGGUGCAGGCCAGAUUCCUGCGACCGUUACUGCGUCGUACACCUGGCCGCCUGCUCAGAUCAGUAAUGCCGGUGCUGUCUCCUUGUUACCUUCCUAUACCCCCACGGGAACUGUAGCAACCCUUCCUCCUCCUACAUUCACAUACUCUUCUGGUUCUUCUGAUAAAACCGCCAGUGCUGGCGAUGGCUGGCAGAAUCCUUCCGACACUGCAAGUGGAAUGGUUGGCAUUGCAUCGUGUAGCUAUCUCAAUCCAUGGAUUGGGACCGCCGCACCACCUUCGCCCCUUUGCAGUAGUGGAGCCACUGCACGAGCGGUUCCUGAAUCGCUGAUCACCCCCUUCGCUCGUCAAUCAUAACGCCGCUCGUUAAUUUUGGGACAGCGCACCUUUAUCUUGACUGGACUUACUAAUAUUGGGUUUUCUUUGGCUAUAUCUGUAGGACGAUGAAUUCAUCAGUUGACUUGUUGAAUAACCCCCUUGCUACACUCAAACCGGUCUUUCUACUUAUAUCGUACCCUCCCUUCCUUGGACAAUAUUGCUAUCUUUUACUGGUACAUAGGCACUUGUUGGACCAUUAUUUUUUCUGCAGGUAUACAUAGGGCAUAC